AUGGACGUAUGCAGUACGAGUAGUAGCACUGUUGCGAAGGCGGCGGCUCAUUCGCCCCAUCGAACGAUACCGAAACUACGAUUAUGUAUUAGUGUUAGCGAUGAAGACGCAAAUUCGGCUCGACGAUGCACAAUUGGCGAUAAUCAAUUGAACAUCGAGGGCAAGAAUUAUUCAAAAUCGGUGUUUGACAACAUUUUCGGACCCGACAAUUCACCGACAUCUAUUGGCGAGGCGAUUCUCAACGAUACAAUCAGCUCCGUACUAGCCGGACAUGACGCAACGAUACUUGCAAUGGGUGCCAAAUCGACUGGGAAAGACGAGCGACUCUAUGGGGACGCUGAAGCGCGCAACGGGCUCGUACAAUUGGCGAUCACGCAAAUUAUGAAUGCGUUGGAGGAGAAUAAGUGUCCCGAUGAGCGAAUGCAGGUCAGAAUGUCGGUGGUAAUGGUCUCGCAGAGGGAAGCUUCUAUUGUUGACCUCCUCAGCCCCUUUAAUCCAGAUCCUCGUCACCGAAAUGUCCGAAUCGUCGAUGACGCCAAGAUUGGAGUGUUUCUUGACAACGAAUCUGAGAUUCGCGUGGAUUCUGUGGAUCAGGCGUUAUUUUACUUGAACACUGCUGUGGAUCAUAGAUUGAUUCAGGACGAGCAGACACAUCGAACAAACCAUGUUUUAAUUUCUCUGUCUCUUUACACUUAUAAACUAACGGAGCAGCAUAUGGAGGGUGGACGUCGUCGUCUGAGCUUUCUUGAUAUGGGUAUCGGUGAAAGGAACUCAACGAAUGGUGGCCUUACAAUGCCGGUUUUGGGCAGCAUCUUAUUGGCGCUGAUACAGAAAAACAAGCAUAUUCCAUCGAGGGACUCAUCGGCGUGUCAACUCAUCCGAUGCGCAUUGUCAUCGUCGCGCCUCAGCACGUUUUUGUUGUCGUUCGGCGCCCGGAACGACGAUAACGAGAAUAUUGCGCAUCUGGCAUGCAAAAUUGCGCGAACACGUGUGAAAAAUUCGAUUGCUUCUGGACGCAAGACAAUGACGUCGAAUAGUGAGAAAGGAUUAUCAUCAAGUGAUACGGCAAGAAUUCGAAAGGACUUUGAAAGCGGCUCAGAACUCAGUAGCGCUGCGGAAACUGUCAUUUUUGUGGGGCCUUCUUCACGCACAGUGUCACCAGUCAAAUUGCCGCCAACUGCUGGAGAAGUCCGACCACUUCAUCGAACAACUCGAACCAACUCGGAUAUCACGAAGCCAUUGACUAUCGAUAUUAAGACAUCUCCAACGCACAGCUGUCACAAUAAUUGUACGCAAUCAGUUGCACCUAUGCUCAAGGGCCACACGCCUUUCUUGUCGGCUUCAUUGAAACUGUACGACGAGCUGUGCUCGCCGCCUGGUUCAUCGAUUGGCUCACCUAGUGCUUUUGGUGGAGUUUGCCGUGAGGAAAGAGAGGAUUUCGGAGUGAUGAUUGCAACGCCAACACAUCCAUCAAAAUGCCGCUCGAGGUAUAAUCUAGACGAUGGAAAGAGGCGACAGAUUUUGGAUUGGAUGGAAACUGCGGACGUUUCGCCGGUUCUCUUCACAACCCCGGUGUUUGAUAACAAUUUUGAAGAGAAAAGGGAAUGCGUUGGAAUUUUGUCACAUCCUCUUGAGGACAUCAUUGAGCAAGAAGAGGAGUCUCUUCGCACAUCAACGGCGACAACCGGUGCUGCCACCAAGUCUGAGGAUCAUCCAUUGCGAAUUCUGAGCAAACAAAAUCUCGCCGAAACCGAUUCGGGCGAGAGUCAAAAGGAGAAGGAGGCUGAAAACGAGCUGGAACUUGUUAUGGCUGCUUCUUUGUCGUCGAUGAAAUCGCAUGAUAUUCUCGCGAAACUGGAAGCAAUGAGGAAUACGAAUACCAGCGGGUUGUCGGCUGGCUCGAGCACCACCGUUGACGAUGACAAAAUGUCGGAGAUGGACGUUUAUCGACGUGCGAGCCAUUUGGAAGAGUAUGCGAUGCAACGCGUUCGCGAGAUCGAGGAGAACAAACCUCAAAAGAAAAAGAAAAAAGUGAAUCUGAAUUGCUGUCAACAUAGUAUGGUCUCGUCGGGAAGUACCGUAGUGGACUGGAGUCUUAUUGAAAAGAAAAAGGAGCAAGAGCGGAAAACGUUGGAGGAAGAAGCUCGUAAACAACUACUGAGGGAGAGACGGAAUAAGCUGAAAAUUACUGAGUUGGAGUUACGCAAGGAGAGAAAUAUGAUUGAUAAGGAAUUGGAUGACAAGCGAUCUCUAGCGACAUCAAUUGCUCGCCAACUUCAACAUUUCUCGCUAUCGCCAUGCCGAGGAUCGAAGGGAUCAUUUUCAUCGAGAUCGAUGUCCUCGCAUCGUAUUGAUCCGCCGAUGGCCUCAUUGCCUUCGACGCCGACGCUUUCUCAACGAAAAUCGGCGGCCAGCUCAAUUAGGAAUCAAUUGUCGCAAGGUUGUCAAUCGGCAACGCAUCAAAGUCUUCCACGCCACACAAAACUAUCAAAUUCGAUGAGGAAGACGUCGGCGGAGAGGAAAUCGAGCAAGAGCUCAACUCGAGCAUCAGACAAAACGAAGGAUCGCCGAAAUAGCGGCGGAUCGCAGGAGCGGCAGGGAAGCAAAGACGAAUUAUGCUGGAGAAGCCCUUAUGCGAAUGUUACGUCUCCAAAAACCUAUGGAGGACCGGGAACAUCAUCAUCGGGACGCGGCUCAUCGGCUCCGGGCUCGGAUUUCGAUGGAACUGUGCUGUCGGGAAGCACUACACAUAUGAAUGGAACGACGCCGCGCGACGAGGCGAAACGAUCGAAACGACAGUCGUACUCGGCAUCAUCUGGAUAUGAAUCGGCUUCCAAUGACUACCAUAUUUAUACGAAAAACUCAUUAUUUGAGAAGCGAAUGAACGAAGAGCGAAUGAAUUUUACACGACAAACGGAUCAAAUCAGGCAUCGUCAAAGGGUUUUGAAGAAGGACCUUGAGGAAGCCAAACGUGCAAUAGGCCAGAUUGAUGAUGCAAGGAUCAUUGCAAAUGGUAGUGAUCAUCACCGAUUCCACGGGUUGAAUCGAGCGACACUUAUCGACACCUUGCAGCAGGAGAAUAAAAUUCUUGAGAAAAGAAUUGUCGCAUGCAGGAAUCAUUCAAUGCUCAUAACCACUUUUAUUUAG
Messenger RNA from Caenorhabditis bovis, 3147 nucleotides. The record is from the annotation of a GenBank genome assembly. Lineage: Eukaryota; Metazoa; Nematoda; Chromadorea; Rhabditida; Rhabditidae.